Molecule: messenger RNA, 2093 nt
Organism: Cyprinodon tularosa
Lineage: Eukaryota; Metazoa; Chordata; Actinopteri; Cyprinodontiformes; Cyprinodontidae
Gene: pip4p2
Product: phosphatidylinositol-4,5-bisphosphate 4-phosphatase 2
Exons: 7
Coding region: 158-931 (257 amino acids)
Biological process (GO): phosphatidylinositol dephosphorylation
Cellular component (GO): plasma membrane; late endosome membrane; phagocytic vesicle membrane
Molecular function (GO): phosphatidylinositol-4,5-bisphosphate 4-phosphatase activity
Source: RefSeq, a predicted model, not a curated record
UCCAGCUUGCCGUCGUCAUCGCGGCUGCAGGACCGGAGCAAGUAGGCACCAACAAGCAACAGCAGCUGGGCUGCAAACCCCACCACCUCCACCACCUCCUCUCAGUGCCGUGGGAAGACUCAGAGCAGCGGCCAGGAGCUUUGCCACGCCGGCAGACAUGGCCUCCGACGGCAUGGACGAGCGCUCUCCGCUUCUGUCGGCCCCAAACUCGGAGAAUGUGACCCCCACUGCUCCCCCGUACCUGCAGGAUUCAAGUCCCCGAGCCGAACUACCUCCUCCUUACACAGCCAUCGCCAGCCCCGAUGCCGGCGGUGUGCCUGUCAUCAACUGCCGCGUCUGCCAGUCCAUCAUCAACCUUGAUGGCAAGCUGCACCAGCACGUCGUCAAGUGCACAGUCUGCAACGAAGCCACGCCCAUCAAGAAUCCGCCCACAGGGAAGAAGUAUGUGAGGUGUCCUUGUAACUGCCUGCUCAUCUGUAAAGACACGUCCAGGAGGAUAGGAUGUCCUCGGCCAAACUGCAGACGCAUCAUCAACCUGAGCCCGGUGAUGGUCAUCCCCGAGGAGCAGCCCGCCCAGCCGGCGCUGCCCAUUCAGCCCGAGGGAAUGAGAGUGGUCUGUGGUCACUGUGGAAACACCUUCCUGUGGAUGGAGCUGCGAUUUAACACUCUAGCCAAGUGUCCACACUGCAAAAAAAUAUCAUCUGUUGGCAGUGCUCUGCCCAGGAGGCGCUGUUGUGCUUAUAUAACUAUAGGAAUGAUCUGCAUUUUCAUUGGAGUGGGUUUAACAGUUGGGACGCGGGACUUUGCCAGACGUUACAACGCCACCUACGUGUCCUGGGCCUUUGCCUACCUGCUGGGUCUCAUCUGCCUGAUACGGGCCUGCUACUGGGGGGCUAUCAAAGUCAGCUACCCAGAAAACAGCUUUGCAUAGAGUGAGAAUAACCCCACGAAGCUGAGGGUGGCCCCAAGUGCAAAGUCCUGUUUUGUUGUUAUGCUCCCCGCACAUCUUAAAAUUUUAAAGCAGUCAGGUUGAGUUUAGAAGCAUAGAGUGUGAGGAGAAGUGUUUGCUUGGAGAAACAAAGUGGGGGAUUUGUAUUGUGAUUUACGCUUGGAAGGUUUUUAACCCUGCCGUCUGUCUAAAUCCGGUAAAUGUUUAAAUCCUGACAAUGUCCUACAAAGAACCAAGAAUCAGAAACUUGUAAAGAUUGAAUUAUUUCCUUCAGAUGAUUGGAUAGAUGUUUGGUGCAAACCCUCUUUUUCCAAGUUAUUUGACAACUCUAUUGGAAUUUAGAAACUUUAGAUCAGUCUCUUUGUCAGUACUACAGUAGCUGGCACUAAUUUCAGUUUGAUGAUCAGAUCCAAAUGAGACAACCUCCCUCCCAUUUGCACUGAUAGUUUAUGCAAAUAAAAUAGUUUUGCUGCUAGUUAAAAUCCAGCUACUGAGAGUUGCACACUCAUACUCUAUUACAACCACUCUGACAUAGUAUUCUAUUAUUUUAAUGCAGAUUUUUUUUAGAUGAUUGUCAUUAUAUACCCAUGCGUGCCAACUUUGCUGCACAGUAAUAGUCUUGAAGAUAAAUACAUUUUUAUUAAAACCUUUUUUCUGUUCUGUGCCUGCAGCUUUUAAAAGAGCAAUACCCCUUUCUGGUUGUUUUCAUAACAAUCUGGUUAUCUGCUUUAUGAUUCUUAAAGUGAUCCCAUAAAACAUGGCGUGGCUCAAUUGUGCAUGUUGCCUAUAUCUUGUUGCUGAAGUGGUGUCCUGCUCCAUUUCAGAUGGGAUCAUGGCUGUGAUUCCUGUUUUUUCUGCGUGUGUUAGAAUAUAAACCCUCCUUCAUCUGCUUAGAUCGCUGCUCUCUGACCUCCAUUGAACUUUGUGCUAUAUCCCGUCUCUUUAUCUCCAGCAGCGGGCAAAGUUUGAACCUUGUUUUGAAUGUGAUACUGAUGAUGAUGAAGUAGGUAAAAAAAACAAAAAACAGAAAAUACUUUGUACAUAGCCUGAUUUCAGUAAGAGUGAGUAAAAUUGGGUGGAAGGAAAAGAUGGUUCAUGAGUCUUUUUAAAAACAAAUAAUUUAUCAAUAAAAUGUGAAAACUAU